Lingula anatina is the source of this 11837-nucleotide messenger RNA. RefSeq names its product DIS3-like exonuclease 1. Gene Ontology annotation, biological process: mRNA catabolic process; rRNA catabolic process. The record is from RefSeq and is a predicted model, not a curated record. Gene Ontology annotation, molecular function: RNA binding; 3'-5'-RNA exonuclease activity. Lineage: Eukaryota; Metazoa; Brachiopoda; Lingulata; Lingulida; Lingulidae. Gene Ontology annotation, cellular component: cytoplasmic exosome (RNase complex).
AAUGAAAAUAAUGGGAAUUAUUGCAAGAGUAAAGUUUUUGAAAACACUGACAAAAGGAAGGAAGUUCUUCCUAUGUCAAGAAGCUCAUAUGUCUGAAACAUAGAAUAUUAAUUGAGUUUAACAUAAAAGGAAAGAGUAAAGACCCAAGCUCAAAAAGUUUAAAAAAAUUUGUCUGCAUCUAAAAAAUAAAAGUAUAUAUAGAAUUCAAUUAGGAAAUAUGGAUGCUUUAGCAAAUGGAAAAAAAACUUUCUUAGAGACCAUGCAGUAGCAGCUACCAAGGAGUUAGUCUACAACUGUUGUAACUCCUUGCAGCUACUAACUGUAACUUAAGUACAGAUGUCAGCUUUUACAUGGCUAAAUGGGAACAAUGAAACUGAAAUUUCUUUUCCCCAAUGGCUCUGGUUAUGGUGUGAACAACGUGCAGACGCCAGUUCCUUAUCAGAUUGACGGACAAGUUGUAGCACUUUGCGAAAGUGGGCGGGGUUUAAAUACAUGAUCAGUGUUCAGCUUAAUUGCUCACAACUGCGCGUAUUAUUUUGUUGAUUAAGGUAGAGUAAAUAUGAUAAAUUUCUCAAAUGUUAUUUAGUAAAAGGUCAGUUUGACAGAAAUGUGAUAAUGUUAGGUAAUUGUUGUUUAAUUUUGGUACCAUAUUUGAGGAAAUUUUAAAAGUAAAAUUCAUUUGUUUUGUUGGAAAUCAACGACCACACUCGCGCGUUCAUCCAUGUUUCAGGACCACGGUGCGAAAGUUGAACAGAUUAGAGCAUGCAGAAAACACAAAAAUUACUCCGCGUGAAGAACAAACUUGGUCGUACUUUGUGUGUUGUACGUGAGCACUAUAUCAGGGAGGAUGUUCCUUGUCACAGCCCACUAUGUCUAGCAGGGUGUCAGAAUUUAAAUACUACUGGUAAAACUAACAACUCACUAGCUCAAGAUGUCAUCCACUACAUGGUGCCAGAUGCUGAUGUGGCUAGAGACUACCUAGAAAUCUUGGAAAUGCCAGAAUUCAGAGGAAUUGUUUUUAUGCAGACAGUGGUCAACAAUGUUCAGUCAGUAGGUGGAAGGCGGUGUCAUCAGAGACUGAAGAAUAUUGUAAAAGAUGGGCGUAAAGGGAGUUGCGUCUUUUACAAUGAAUAUCAACAGUACUGUUAUUGUGCCAGAGAGCCUGGGGAACCUUUGAAGAAGUGGCUGGUCAGAAGUACCUAUGGUGCUGUUGAGUGGUACUUUAAUCACCUGGCUGGAACAAUGCCACUUGUUAUCAUAACACAGGAUCCACAGAUGAUAGCAGAGUAUUCUGCCAAAACCAUAAACAUUUUCGUGAUGACUAUGGAAGAUUAUCUGUCCACUUUUUGGCCAAACCUAACGGCUGCAUUAACUUUGGUGGAAUCCUUGACUGCUGCUCUAAAAGAAAAGGAAGCUGAAGGACAAGGCUAUUCUGGCUACCUACCUGCUGAGGUGUUGGAGGCUGGUAUUAAAGCGGGGAGGUUUGUGAGAGGUUGCCUCCAAGUCAACCGACAUAACGCCCAGAAUGAGGCCUUUGUACGUAGGGAAGGAAUGGGUAGUAAAAAAGAUGACCGUGAAUCGGACAUACUUAUUUUUGGCAUGACUGCCAGGAACAGGUCUAUACAUGGUGAUAUUGUUGUGGUGGAGAUACUCCCCAGAAACAAGUGGAAAGGAAAAUGCUUGGCCAUAAAAGAGGAGGAACAAGGUUUGAAGAAGGAAGAGGAGAGCAAUGAGCAGCAAAGUGUGGUAAUGACUACUGGUCAGGUGGUGGGCAUAGAGCAGAGGAACUGGAAAGAUUAUGUGGCAUCAUUUCAGGCACAAGAACAGGAUGGUUCUAACAGCCAAAUGCACUCUGGGAAACAUCUAGUAAUCCCGUAUGACUACAGAAUACCCAAGAUACGCAUAAGUACAAGUCAAGCUGAAGCUCUGAAAGAUCACAGGAUUGUAGUGAGGAUAGACUCCUGGGAUUCUGACUCUCAGUAUCCUAAUGGACAUUUUGUUAGAAAGCUUGGAAAGAUUGGAGAUUUAGAAACAGAAAUUGCUGCACUUUUGGUUCAGAAUAACAUUUCAGUCGGAGCUUUUCCAGAUAAUCAAUUAAAAGAACUGCCCAGCAACUCUCCUGAGAACCCAUGGUGUAUGACUGAGGCAGAGAUAUCAAGGAGAAGAGACCUGAGGACCACACACCUUGUAUUCAGUAUUGACCCCAAAGGCUGUGAAGAUGUUGAUGAUACAUUAUCUGUGAGAACUCUUGAGAAUGGCAACAUUGAGCUUGGGGUUCAUAUUGCUGAUGUGACUCACUUUGUGAAGCCUGGUUCUCUAAAUGACCUUGAGGCUCAAGCUCGCUCCACCAGUGUUUAUCUUGCUGACAGGCGCUAUGACAUGCUGCCUGCUAUACUGAGUGCUGAUCUCUGUUCUCUACUGGGUAGCGUGGACAGGUAUGCAGUCAGUGUAAUAUGGGAGUUGAGUCCAAGUUAUGAAGUAUUAGAUGUAUGGUAUGGGAGGACUGUAAUAAGAUCCAGCUAUAAGCUUUUCUAUGAGAUGGCUCAAGCAAUUCAUGAUGGCGCUUCUAUCAGUGAGAUAGUCCAGGAAGUUCCUGAGCUCCAGGGAUUAGACAAUAGUGAAGUAGAGAAACGGAUACAGGAGCUGCAUUGGGCUAUCGACAAGCUAAUGGACAUUGCCAGGCAGCUGCGGUCAAGGCGACUCCACAGUGGUGGCCUUGAACUGGAAGGGGUAGAGGUCAAAGUUCAGUUAGAUGAUACCAAGCAGAUUGAGAAGCUCAUCAUGAAACAGCCCCUGGAGAUCCAUGAAACUAUAGCCGAGUGCAUGAUCUAUGCCAACCACUGGGUAGCCAAGAAAAUAGUGGACAGCUUCCCAAGCCAAUCUCUGUUGAGGCACCACCCUCUCCCCAGACAAGAGGACUUUGAGAAUCUGGUGAAUUGUGCCAAGGCCAAGGGAUUUGAUGUCCAAACACACAGUAAUAAAGCUCUUGCAGAAUCUUUAGAUAAGUGUGUGGAUCCUCAGGAUCCAUCUGUGAAUAAGCUUCUGCGUACCUUGGCUACUCAAGCCAUGUCCAAUGCUCAGUAUUUCUCCACUGGUUCUCUGCCCAGGGACCAGUUUUUCCAUUAUGGUCUGGCACUUGACAAAUACACUCACUUUACUUCACCCAUUAGAAGGUAUGCAGAUAUCUUGGUCCAUAGAACACUGCUUGCUGCUCUUGGACAAGAAGAUGCAAGUUGUUUGAUGAGCAACAAAGAUUUAGAAGAACUGGCCCAUCACAUCAAUGAUAAGCACAGAGCUGCUCAAUAUGCUGAGCGGGAGUCUCAAGAACUGUUCCAAGCUCUCUAUUUCAAGAACCGCCCGGAAAAAGACUCUUACUGUAUAGCAGAUGCUGUGAUAUUUCAGCUUAGAGCUAAUGGAGUUAUGGUGUUUGUGCCAAAAUAUGGAAUGAGGGGUCCUGUGUACCUAAAGAAUAAAGAAGGACUAGUGGCUCAUGUGUCCAGUGAGGGACAGUUAGAAUGGACAUCAGGGAACUUGACCAGAUCAGAAUAUCAGGUUCUGGUAAACAGCUGCCUGGGAACUCAGUCAUACAAGCUUCUCAGUCAUAUCACAGUGUGUAUCAGUGUUCAAACCUCCCAUGCUCAUGCCAGCUCAGUGAAGUUUGACCUGGUCAACAACUGUCCACUUAUCACAGAGACUGCAGAGGGAGAGGCUAUUGUAAAGAGGACAGAUAUGAUAAAGGAUGUUCAAGAAGCAGCUCCAGAUUCAGCAGAAAGUGAUGUGGGUGAAUUAGGACCUAACUUCCAGCAACUCAGAGCUCAGUAUGGACAGACUCCCUCUGACCACAGCCUGUAUCACCUACUGCUCUCCUUCAAGGAAGAUUCAUUGAAGCUCGACACAUGAUGAUGAUUCCUAGUAACCAUCUUCAAAGUUGUACAAUAGGUGGGCUUUGAAAUACAGCAACAUUCCUGUAAAGUGCAAUUAUUGUAUAUCAUACUGCAUGCUAUGUUGUAACUACUAAUUGGAUCAUUAUCUGAACAUUCUUGUAUAUUUUAUUGGUUAUGGUGUAUAUACAAAUACAUGGAUAUGCAUGAAGACGUGACUCUCUGCACUAUGUGACAAAGUUGAAUUAAUUGAUACCUACAACUUGUGAAAAGCUACCAUUAAACAUUAAGAGAUUAAAAUUUAGCCAUUACAUAUGGCAUAUAUGAUAUUGAUUCUGUUAGGUAAAAUAGUUGUUUGUUUCUCAUUAUUUUGAGAACAGCAUUGUAGAUUCCAGGUUGCUAGAAUUCACACAAUCUCUUCAUAUAAAUAGUUUCUUUUACAACCUUACUAGAUUCGAUUAUUGCCCUUGUCAUGACAUGAUUCACAACUAGGCCAAUAUGUAUACAAAUAUUCAUUUCUUCAAUAUAUAUCUUGGGUAGAGGGAUUGCACACUUUUGUAUGUUGCACUCAUAAAUCCCUCUCUUUCUUGUUAUUUGACCCCAUGGUUCUGCCUGCUGUAUGUCUGCAUCAUUAUGUGUAAAUUAUUCAAAUUAGAAAGUGGUAAACAAAGUAUAAUGUUUUGCUUCUCAUCAAAAGGUGGUUCUGAUACAGAACAAAAUUAUAUUUGCCCCCUACCCCUAGAGUGGAGGAUUAUGUUGACACAAUAUCCAGUCUUCAAGGGGUCUGCUACAUUUUAAUACAUGCAGCAGUGAUCUGCCCAGGAAUCAAAAUUUGGGGGCCAAAUGGCACAUUGGACCUGAAAAAAGGGGGACAUUUUCAAAAAGAGGGGGCCAAACGAUAAAAUUACUAUUCUCACCUUAACUGAAAUAAGUCUGCCUCUUCAAUCCAAUGAAUCUGUAUUAAACUGGUGUUUCUGUACCUCAGAAUGCUUGAUAGUGUCAAUGAAACUAAAUUGUCUGCCAAAUUUAACUUUUAAACUUUAAACUGCUGAACAUAUAUGUAAAUAGCUUUACCUUUCCCACUGUCAACUGCAACAUUACACACACAGUGGGUGGAGGGCUUAAGUGUAUCUGGGUUUAUAACUCUGCAGUACACACUCAAUUUCUUGUUAACAGCCACAUCUGUAGUUUCAUCACACAGUAACUAACAUAGGGGGACUUACUGAUCAAUUUAUUCACAUUCAGGCAUGCAGUAUGGGCAAGGGAAUGAAGAAAUUCUUCAGCAGCUUUGUCUGAUGUGUAUGAAACAUUUUCUCUACAUUUCAGAUUCUCAAUGUCAGGGCACUUCAUGUCCAUUAAAAAGUUAACAAGGCUCUCAAACUUACUGACGGCAAGAUCUUCCUUAGCUAGCCAAAAUGCAGCUUUUAGUGCAUAGAUAAUAGCAGCUUCCUUUUAACUCCAGAUAUUUGAAAUGUUUUUUACCAAGGCACCAGCCAUUGACUCGGCAACAACAGACUCUUUGUGAUCAGAUAUUUUUGCAUGUCUGUACAAAGUAGUUUUCUUUCAAUUUCUACACUUACCCGUGGUCAUGUUGUUUUUCUUUGAACGUUUGAUACAUAACCUACAACUCAUGAAAUCAGACUCCUUAUCGUACACUAACCAGCGAAAUUCUAACAACCAACUGUCUUGGAAAUGUCGAUCUGACAACUGAUUCGGGGCUUUAGCAGUUGAUUUUGAUUUCGAAACAGUUUCUUUGUCAGUGUCGGACUCACUAUUCUCACGUGGUGUGGGUGGGGACUCGACAGUUUCAGGCACUUCAGCGUCACUGCCUGAUGUUGAUGGCGAGGGCAUUCCUGAAUCUUCAGAUGAUACAUUCUCGCUGAACUUCUUGGACACUUUUGCUGAGGAACUUGGGGGGAAAAAAAACUUAAUAGUUUUGGAUUUUUGUUUGCGAUUACAUCCAGCCAUGAUUAUAAGAUAAAACAGUAAGCGGAAAUCUGAUUGGAUCCGGCACCCAGCACUCAGCCAAUCAAAUUGCUCUUAUUACGCACCCGCCAGUUAUAGAAAAAUUCAGUUCCCUUUUACGAGUGUGCCUGACGGCGCAUCUCUAGGAAUUUUUUGGCGACAUUUUCAGUUUUUGGGCGACAAUGUCGCGCCCUUGGCAGAACCCUGCAUGCAGCAUAACUUUGUUAGUUACCUGUUUUCAGGCCUCAAAAUUCAAUUUUAGAUUCACUUCCCUGGUGGGCAAGUAUGGAUCCAUUUUCACUUGCCCUGCAAACAUUUUGUACUUGUUUUUCUGUAAGUCUUGGACCCAGUGAGCUGUUGUACAUCCAGCUGCCCCCAUAUUGUCUACAAUGUUCAGUUAUAACAUUUUUUAAUAUUGUCUACAAUAUUGUCUACAAUGUUCAGUUAUAACAUUUUUUAAUAUAUUUCAGAGAUAUUACAAUCAAAUUAAGGCUUCAGAGGUGAUAGAGUGGGAAAAAUAUUAUAUUAUGAAACAUAAUUUUGACUUGGCAGCAGACAUUUACUUACCAAUCAUGACUCUUGCAAUAUUGGUUUUGCACAAACCGUGUUUUUCCUUGUUGCCAUAUCCUCUUGCACGACCUUUCCAGUUGAAUUGUGUAGCCAUAGGUGAUUACAUCAGAGCUUCCAUCAUCCUGUUAAUUGUUUUCUUGUCCUGUCCCUCCCAGAGUUGUCAGGUGAUGGACCUACGUCAAAUGAAACAGUCUACUGCAAUUUAAUAGAAAGAAAUUGCCCUUUAACAACAAUCUUCCUGAUUAGAGAUAACUUCUGGUCAUCUGGAAGAGAUUAAGAUAGCUUAAUGCCAAGCCGGAAGGCCUUCCUGAUAAUGGCACCCCACAAACUACGAUAUAGUUUUUACUGCCCCACAUCCGAAAGAUGCACACCGUCUAGUUUGAUGUGGAGCCGGGUCAUUUUCUGCAGACCUAUUUUCUUCCAAAAGGAAAUGAAUAGGUUUUUUAAGGCCUUAUAUGCAAGAAAAAUGUUGAGCUGGUCAACUUGAUCGUUAAAAGAAGGAUGGGGAGGACGCAGUUUGUGGUGAACUUAACUCACCACCACGUGAAAUGCCGAAUUCGUCAUUAAAAUGACAGCCUAAAUCUUCUAUUUCCUUACAUAGGUUAGAGGGGGAAAUAUUAUGGUCAAAAAGUUCGUUGGACCCAAUAAUAAGUACAACCAAGUCCGGGCAGACCCAGCGAAGGAUCCCCAAAUUGUACAUGACUAGUUUUAGGGACCGUCUAGCCGCCUAUCCCAUGCCAGUGCACGGAAUUGGGGAAUCCAAAAUCUUUCACUGUUUGAACGUCCCAACCUUGGUCGAGAAAUGAAUGAAGCCUGUGAACAAAGGAAUGUCCAAUGACUAGAACUGUCAUGGUGAACGUAAGUUAGAAAGCUCACAAAUAGGUUGAAAAAGAAAAAAAUUACUUGUUAGCUAGGAGGUCUACUUCUGGAACUGAGUAUCUUCGAGUGUAAGGAUCCGGCAAUCAAAAAUUGUACAGUGUCGUAAUCUAAUGUAAUGUAAUUCGUUGUUCGUUCACUAGCGACUAUUGUGCAUGAGAGCAGAGUGAGGAAGAUUACUAUCACUCACUUCCUUAGACGCGGUGGUGCAUACCUUGUGGAAAUGCGAGACUUAGUUUAUCCUGAUUGGACUAGAUGUCUUGACCUAGUUACUGUGAAUCCGCUGCUUCAUGUGAGUUUAUAUGUGGCAUUGAAUCUGUGGUUUGUACAGUCAUGGCCAAAAUACAUAGCAGUGAAUCCCAUCAGAAUUAGGUUAUAGACCGUCGUCAUAAAACAACGUUUGACUUUGUCUGUACCACAGGUUCCAAUUUUCCUCUUCUGCUAGUCUGGGUGGCAGGUGUCUCCUUUUUUGCAAAAGAGCAUUUUAUACAAUGGAUAUAUUACUAUAAUAAUUAUGAUUAUAAAUUCAGAGUGUCAGUGAUGCAACUAUGAUCAUAAACAAAGAUAUGGAAAAUGGAAAUUUUAUAUUUUGAUGAACAUGCAUUGAGUAAGACAAUUGCAAUUAAUAUAAGGCACUUAAUGAUGAAUGAGGUAUGUCAGAAAGUUAACACAAUUUACAGGUAAUAAGAUGAUAUAAUGUUCCUCAUCUCCUCUUAGCUUCAGUGUCUGUUGUAUUCAGGUCAAUAUCAAAAACAUUUUUGUUCAGUGAUUUUACAACUUUUGUGCACUUUUCCAUUGCCUUUAUGUAGUCACCUAAAAAUAAGCCUAGUUAACAUUUGCUGUAGAAUUUGCCACAGGCCAAAUGUUGCACAAAUUUUCAUUUCUUAUAUUCCAAAUAUAUUGAUAAUGUUUAUUUAGUUGGUUCCACACACUUACCAGUUGACUCCAACACUUGGCAGUCUUGCACAUCCCAAUCAGAAUCUGGUUGAAUGCACUCUUCUAUCACUCUUCCUCCUCUCAUCACUGACUUGGGGAGCCAAAGGCACUUGUCACCUUUGACCCAUCCUUCAGGGGCCACUGCAACUGAAUUUUCUUCCGGGGAAAUAGACGACGCUGAACUGUGAGUGUAACAUGUAUUCCCUGUGAUGAUACAAAUGUUAUAUAAGUUAAUCGUUUUUAUUGCCAGUGUAUCACAGAAGGCUGUAGAGUAAUAAUUUUUUUUUUAAAUGGUAAUAGAACUUAAUUUGAUUUUCUUUUCUGGACUCACUAAUUGGUCACUUGGAUCAUUCACAGACCAUAUGUGAAGUCUACUUGAUUCCACUGGAUACAUAAAAUUUUCUUUGGUCAUAAAUGGUUGACAUAUCAGUCUCUGUUCUCGAUUAAAAGUGAUCUUAUUUUUUUAUAAGAGGUGUUUGUCCAACAUAAAUAGCGUUAUCCUGUUGCUUUACUGAUAGAAUUUUUUCCAUAUGAAGAUCUUUGUAUUAUUUGCAUUGAUGAUAUUCUUCUGGGACUGCUCCUCUGUGAUGUUCUUUUUUACAAAAUGUCUGCGAAAAUUUAAUUUUUUUUACAUGUUCCCUUUCUGCAAGACAUAUCACUUGUUGGAGUGGCAAUUUUGGUUUUUGAACAAGUUGCUUAAUAGUCUGUAGAUAGUUUCAAAAGGGAAACUUGAAAAAAUUAUGUUAAAUUCCAUACAUUUGAGAAUGUGAAGCCAAAUGUGUCAGUGAAUUAACAUUAUAAAUAAUCUGUUCUGCACCCAGUCCCUCAGUUUCUUAGUAAAAUCUCCAUCUUCUUCACCAUCUGAAGUGUCACUGGUCAUGAUAUCCAUAUUUCCCUGAGCACUGCCAUGUGAAAAAAACAGAUUCUUCAUAAAAAAACAUCUUGGCUGAAUCCUAUACCAUGAUCUGCUGUUGACAAUAUAUUCUCAUGUUCAAUGAGUUGCUCUACUGGCAUGAUGUCGGUGUUAUCAUCACUGGAUGAUUCAUCAUGAAGACAAGAAAGAAUUUGCUGGGCAGGUAUCUCAGCAUGUCGAUGUAAUGUCCUGUCACUGAGCACAGACUUUUUUCCGAUUUCCUUCAGACAUUCUGUCAAAUAAUUGAAAUAUUUAUCUACAUUAGCUCCUGAUAAGGUAUACUAUUUCUGCCCAAUGAACUUGGGCCCACUGCCCAUUGACAUCCACCUCAUUGAUAAACUGAGGUAAAGAUGGCAGUGCACCCUGCCUUAUGUGCUCAAUGAAUGAUUUUACUGAUCUAAAUUGUAGCACAUCCCAAACACACUGGCACUGGGUCCUUGCCACCACAGAUGGGUAUAUUCUCCUCAUAUGCACUGUCUUACACACUUGCCUCCUGCAUCUGUCUGUGGACAUUGAUGACUUGUGUGGUCAAGGAGUCAUCUGGAUGGUUAUGUACUGGUUCAUUUGGGUUUACCAUGAGGAUAUCUUUGGGAUCAUCAGAAACAUUGGUCCAGAUUCUGGCUCUGCAUGUUGGUCUCCAGCACCGCCACAAAAUGUUCCCACCACUCGUCUUAUGUUUCUGGUACCCGAAACCGUCCACAAACAAGACUUUUCCCCCUUUUGCACCCGCUUCAAGACAGGAGCACUACCACAAGGAAAAAUUUACAGGGGGUCAAAGAAAGGGUAGUGCUGCUAUAAAUCUGUGUCACAAAAUGCUAAAAAAAAUUCCCUGAAGCACAUUAUAUUUAAUUUACAUUGGUUAUGUAAUUGUGUUAAUAUAGAAAAACUGCAAAUCUUAUUGUCACAACUUCCAGAAAAUGAAGUCACUGGAAUAACAAGCGGAGUAGCUUGGAUGAAGGUGCCCCCUGCAAGCAUCAAAAAGUUUUAAUUAGUUUAAUAGAUUCUUUUUUGUGAUAAGGGGUGGGUUAGUUUAAUUUUGUAUAAGAAUAUUUAUUUUUGUGACAAAAGGUUAGGCAAGAGGGAGAGCUUGGCAUGGUAUCUUACAUGCGAAAUUAAUCUCCUAAUGUUUUUCAGUCAACAAUGACUUGCCAUUGAAAUGUUCAAGAAAUAAUGCCCAUGCAACUAAGUCUUUUUUUAGCUUCAGAUGUCAAUCUUAUCUAAAUAAUGUUGAAUUUAAAUAUCAAGAAUUUGCAAGAGGUCUUUAACUAAAUGCCAGAGGUAAAUUUGCCAGAGGUCUUUAACUAAAUGUUUAUAUCACAACAGAAUUCAAUUGAAUAAAGGGAAACAUUUUUUAAAUGUCAAGAUGUUUUAUGAUAUUUGUACAAGUAACAACUAGAUGGUUUCUCUUUGGGGUACAAAUAUCAUGCAUUGAAAAAUGCCCAGGACCCUGCAUUACUGUUUUAGUAAUUGGUAAACACAUUUUGAUAUAAUGGCAUGAGUAAGAAACUGGUGUCGUAAAGUAAAGAAAGUAAUCCAACUAAUCGGUGAUUAUGAGCAUAUAAAAAGUAACAAAGUCUGUCUAUGAGAUGCCAUGAGUCUGAACAUGUAAUAAUUUUCUUUAAGUCUUUUCUCCUUUUCUGGACAUCGGUUUCGGGUUCAUCAGCUGCACUUGCUUCUUCCAUGCUCUGCCCAAGGCGUUGCCCCCGAGUACAACAUUCUUCUUUAUAACAGAUUAUAUAAGUAGUAGCCAGUAGUGUCACUUUCCUAAUUUGAGGUCAAAGAACACCAGAACUUCUGUACCGUUGCAUUUUGCAAUAAUUUUUGGUAAAUUAGGGAUGCAAUGUCCUCUCCCUCACAACAUAAUAACAAGUCUUUAUUUUAAAAAACUCUGUACAGCAUUUUCCACCUCUUUAAAAAACUGAAACACAAUAUCAUGAACUACAAACAACCACCCUCUAUUUAUUGUAGCUACCCAUCACUUUGUGACUUAGAAGAUGCUUUCUAAGAAUGAAUAAUCAUUGUACAAUCUCUGUGUAAUGCUGAUGAUCCCUUCGAAAAUCUCUUGUACAGAUUGAAAGGUAUGUAACCACAAACAUAUCUAAGAGUCUCUUCCUCCUCCUCACUUUUAGUGAAGUAGGAUUCUCUCUUACCACAUCAGUCAAUGGUUUUUCUACCCUUUGUUAAGCUAUUACAUUUUUCUCCAAUGCAACAUCCAAAAAUCUUUGGUACAGCAAAGGGUCCUUUACACUGGUAGCACUGAUUUCAGAACAAAAAGAGGUAAAGUUCUUUUUGCCAUUUACUUCUGACCUCAUGUUGUGGAAUGCUCUAAUAAGCUUAGUAUUUCUACUACUUGUAACCACACCAUGCAGAUGGCUAUUCAGGUAUCUUAGGUAAUCAGUGAGCAAAUGUCUGUUCUCUACGUACAGUGACUUCUCUCUUAAGACUCUUGCAACUUCAGCUUCCUGCCAUCAUAAAAAUAUUGUCCAUGUCUUCCCCUGUUAUACGUUUCACCUCCUCUGCAAUCUCAUCUAAAGGCAUGUCUUCUGUUUUUCUAGCAAUCGAUGCCCUGGACAGUGGGCCAGAAACACCCUGAGUAUUUGUCAACUUCUUAAUAGCAUAGGUAAUGUGCAUAGGAAGCCUUCCUGAUAAUGGUGCCACUCAAACUGCGGUAUAAUUUGUAUUGCCCGACAUCUGAA